This is a messenger RNA of Empidonax traillii (willow flycatcher), 1695 nucleotides long. It is a transcript of the gene CCDC102B, whose product is annotated as coiled-coil domain containing 102B. The record is from RefSeq and is a predicted model, not a curated record. NCBI's taxonomy places the organism in Eukaryota, Metazoa, Chordata, Aves, Passeriformes, Tyrannidae. The coding region runs from base 97 to 1224 and encodes 375 amino acids. The transcript is spliced from 6 exons.
AUGAGAAAAGGAUGCAGGAAAUUCUGUUGUUUACACAUGUGUCUGUAACACCGAGAAGCAAGAGGAGCCCAGAAAACUCAGAGGGAGUGAAAUUAGAUGAUGAAUCAAAAUAUGAACUUAGGCUCCAUUCAGAAACAAAUAGAGGAGACACACAUUUUUGGGACCCAACCAAGACAACCUUAUAAAUUAGGUGGAGGUUGCCAACCAGGUGACCAUCUAUGUAAUUUAAACCUGCCAUCUCAAAGUUUCUACCCAUAUUCAUCUCAUUAUACAUAUAUGCAUAUGAAUUACAGCAGUGAUUGGGAAAUUUUUGAAGCAGUAAAAAUUCAGGAAUUGGAAGAAGUCAAAGCCAGAGCUGCCCAAAUGGAGAAGACCAUGCGCUGGUGGUCAGAUUGCACUGCUAACUGGCGAGAGAAAUGGAGCAAAGUUAGAGGAGAAAGAAAUAAAGCCCAAGAGGAAGCAAGGCAAUUGAGAAUCAAAUUAGACAGUGCGAUAAAAGAAAUAAGUAUGCUUAAAAAAAUAAAUCAAAAUUUAAUAAGUGAGAAGGAAAACUUAGAAAAUGGAACUGGCUGGAAAACAGAAUGCAGUUGCUCAGAAAUAUAUUAUGGUAAAAAAGACGGAAACCUGUUAACAUUUCUGGAGACAGAACCUGUGAAAGAACUGAGCAAAAUCAUCAAAAUUCCUGCGACAGAAGACACAAAGAAGGAUGCAGAGGCAAACAAAAACCAAAGCAAUCACAAUAAAAAAAUCAUUCCAAAGCCCCCUGAUUUCUUCCCUGAUGGACUUCCCAGUAUCUAUUUGGAGGAACCUAAAAAAAGUUUGGACACUAAAGCUAAGACAACUGAGAAUGACUUAAUACAUGUUUCAGUCUUACAUUUGCAUUUGGCUGAGAUUAAGAAAAUCUUACAGAAGGAAAGAGAAAUGAAUGCAUUUCUGGAGAAAGAAAUGGAAAAGAUGGAAAAUGAAUUAUUUCUUUAUAAAUGGAAAUAUGAAGAACUGAGGCACACCAAACUAGAAAGCCUGAAACAGCUGGAAAGAAUGCAGUGUGAGAAUACCUCUGAAUGGGGAAAGAGAGAACGACUUGAAGCAGAAAAACAGAGUUUGGAAGAACAGACUAGAAAACUGAAACUGCAGAGUAAGGAGAUGGAAGAAAGUGAACACAGGAUUUGGGAUCAGACAAAAUUCCUUGUAUGUUGCUGGAGAUUCUCCCAGGACAGUGAGUGAAGAUGUGAGGGAUCAUCAAACAGCCCUGCCAGCAGCAAGACCAACACUAAAGAGGAGAGGCAAACAAUUUAUAUUCUUCAUAAAGACUUACAUGAAAAUGUAAUUGAAGAAGUGCAUGUUGGACAUAUAUAGGAACACUGCAAGCAUUGUUUCUAUGUAUUACUUUUUUUUUUUUUAAUAGGAAUAAAGGAAACUAUGUCAGCGGGUACAAAUUUAGAAUUUUUCUUGGCCAUUAUCUGUCCUUCCUUUCCAGUUGUCCUAAUGGCUCUAUUAUAAAGCAAAAUGUGGACUUUAAUUAACAUGUCCUAUAUUUCACCUUUGGGAAAUGUACUUUAGAAUGUGCAUGACAUAUGAGAGAGGUUCACAUUCUGUCCUGCAAAGACAGUAAGUCUGAAGUAGAAGUCAAAGGUUUGCUUCUUGCUUUGCUCCUGCAUUUUGCUUUCAUAUAGCAGUGAUCAAAUACAUCUGUAU